Messenger RNA from Penaeus indicus, 1379 nucleotides. Its product is annotated as phenazine biosynthesis-like domain-containing protein 2. The record is from RefSeq and is a predicted model, not a curated record. The transcript is spliced from 7 exons. Gene Ontology annotation, biological process: biosynthetic process. NCBI's taxonomy places the organism in Eukaryota, Metazoa, Arthropoda, Malacostraca, Decapoda, Penaeidae. Gene Ontology annotation, cellular component: cytoplasm. Gene Ontology annotation, molecular function: isomerase activity. The coding region runs from base 133 to 1044 and encodes 303 amino acids.
GGAUUAGUUGUCACUAGUUGGUCGAGACAUUUUAGUCCUGCGUGGUGGGAGAAAGUGGCGACUGUUGUGUGCGGUCUCUUGUCCUUCGCUCCGGCAUAUUGAGAUUUCCUUCCUUGUUGGGACACACUCAAGAUGCAGCUGCAGAUCUUCACUGUCGAUGCAUUUGCCAAGAAACCUUUUAGCGGGAACCAAGCUGCCGUAGUUCCCGUGACCGAGAAUCUAGAUGACGCGACGAUGCAGAAGAUCGCUUCGGAGAUGAACUUAUCCGAGACGUCCUUCUUAGUCCCCUUGAACGCAGAUGGUCCUGAUGAAUGGAAAACCUGUAGCAAUUUCUCUCUCAGGUGGUUCACCCCCGUUACUGAAAUUGUUCUCUGCGGUCAUGCCACCCUAGCCGCCGCGCAUGUCCUUUUCCAAAACCUAGGCAACACCAACAACAAGCUCGAGUUCCAGACCUUGAGUGGGACCUUGGUGGCGAGGAAGGAGGGCGACCUCAUCCUCCUCGACUUCCCCGAGAACGAGCCAUUGAGUCUUACCUCCGAGGAAGAGCAGGAACUGUCGCCCUUGGUCGAGGCCGCGCUGGGAGCGGCGAGGGCGGAGGCAAGGACCGUGGCGAUCGCACGCGCCUUGAAGUAUCUCAUGGUUCAGCUCGAUGAUUCUUGCACGAGACACGACCUCGAGGCUCUCCGCCCAGAUGCCCGAGCGAUGGAACGCCUCCACGAUGGCUCGAAGGUCAAGGCCGUCAUCGUCUGCGUCAAGGGCCGUCUCGAGGAGGAGCAGAAGGUGGCCAAGGAAGGCGAGAGGAAGGAGCGUGAUGUUUGGUCCCGAUUUUUCGCUCCUUGGUACGGCGUCGAUGAAGAUCCGGUGACGGGAUCUGCUCAUACUGUUCUUGGUCCCUUCUGGUCCCGGCGACUUGGCAAGAAGGAACUUUUAUGUCACCAGUGUUCACCGCGCGGAGGAGAGGUCACCGUCAAGACCCGAGGUGAUGGAAGGGUUGACAUCAUAGGUCAAGCUGUCACGGUCAUCUCAGGUCACAUCACCUUGUAAGAAAAAAUAAGAAAAAAAUGAAAAAUGACCUAUGAAGAUUUUUUUCAGGUCCUGGGGUAUUUUCAUGUUUUUUUUUCUUUGUUUUCUUGAUGAUCGUUGUUAUUUUACUUUCGUUUUGUUUUUGUUUCAUGAAUUCUGACUCGACAAACAUACUGUUACGUUUCAUUUUCACAUUUCGUUUAAUGGAAGGAGAGAAUUUUUAAAAAUUAGUUUAUAUAUGUAUCUUUUAGUUUUGACGAUUUGUAAGAAUAGCAUAAUUAUAAAUUGCAAAAUUUCGAGGCGGAUGUAACUCUAUACAUAAAUAUGGAAAUGGAAAAAUAAACCAAGUGAUAAAA